This is a messenger RNA of Venustampulla echinocandica, 2397 nucleotides long. RefSeq lists its product as uncharacterized. The transcript has 2 exons. Lineage: Eukaryota; Fungi; Ascomycota; Leotiomycetes; Helotiales; Pleuroascaceae. The record is from RefSeq and is a predicted model, not a curated record. The coding region runs from base 1 to 2397 and encodes 798 amino acids.
AUGGCUACCAGAACCGCGCAUCCUCGAGAUACCUCGAGGAAUCGAUCGCGAGAUACGUCCCGGACUCGAGACCGAUCUGUCGAACCACAGCAGCAGCGCAGAACCGUCGACUCUACCCCCAAAGCUGCUGGUACCAAGCGGCUGUUCAGCAACCGGGCUUCGAGGCUACCUGUCGAUUCAGAAGACCAUGGCGAGAACUACGGGGGCGAUACAUAUGAGGAUGAGGAGGUUCAUUCGGAGAAGCGCCGCCGACCAAGUGACUGGCCAUUGUCGAACACCAGUCCGGCCAGCACUGCUCAAGCACGUCAGCCGCUGCGAAGUCGAAGCAGGAAUACACCCAACUCCCCCAAUUUCCGCCGCCGAUCGAGUUCCCAAGCCCGCCCGUCCAAGUUCGUCGAGGGCAGCAUGAACGACCGCGCGAGCAUGAAACCACCCAUGCCGUAUAUAGGUACCGAACAGCAAUUCAUAGAUGGACUUGACGAGCACCGACAGAACGAAAACCGUUGGAGCAAGACGCGGAAAUACACACAUCACGCAAACGCCUCCCUGGUAGAAUCCACGGCCGACCGCUCCGAAAUCUCUCGCCACUCUGGAAUCUUCCGGUUUGGAAAAUCCAUCGCCUCGUCUUUCAAUCCUAGCAAUUGGAAGAUCUGGUCGAAGCCUCAGCCAGCCGUCGUUGUCGAUGAGGAGGAGAUUGCACAGCAGCGUAUCCUGCGGGAGAGGCAGGAGGCGGCUGAGAGGAUUUAUCAGGAGCUUAAACAGGCCGGGCAUUUCAAGGCUGCGACUCCCCGUGCUAAUCGCCCGCAACUCCAGGAGCCGGGACAGGAGCAGCAGCGGGAGAUGGAGAGUCAGAAAAACUCGCCUGCGAAGCAUGAUUCUGGAGUUGAUUUCUACGACCAGAGUGCCUAUCCAGCCGUGGAUAUAUCUCGCGAGGAGAAGCGAAAAGGCACCGUUUUCCUCGAGCCCCCCAGCUUCCCCAGCACCCAGCACCGCGGCGAGAGCCCUGCUGCAUCUUUCUGCGGCUCCGCACCACGAUCGACUAACUCUUCGCCGAGCAAGCAGUCGUUUAGUCUCAAGCGUGCUUCAUUCUCUAAUAUCAAGAAGGCGUUUACCAAUGAUAGCGUUACGAACUUGCAUGAGACUGAGUUCCGCCAGGCGAGACGCAUCCCGUCCAGGAAGGAUCUUCAGAAGCAGCAGAAAUUGGUAAAGCGUGUUAGUGAUCUCGAGGGCAAGCUGGAGGCUGCGAGGAGACAGCUUACGGAGUCGCUGGCUGAACCUGUACCUUCGCAACCGAUGCCGCCUGCUAGAAUUGGAAGACCGCGGUUUGUGCCGGGAGCGUUGUCAACUCUUCCGUCUGAGAGGCUUUUGAGUGGAUAUGUUAGCUCGGAGGCGGAUGCCAGUGAGGGUGAGGCGUUUUAUGAUAUUGGGAGAGCGGUGACUGUUGAUCAACCGAAGAAGGAUGUGGGAGUUAUGCCGGGGAAGAGAGCUGAUUCCGAGCACAGAGAGCCCAGCCAAUUGCCCAUAACAGGCAUGGCGGAUUGGAAUGUGAAGCCUUUACCUUGCCCGCCCAAGGAGGAAGUGAUGCAGAGCGUGGAGGAUGAUGAGAUCCCCGAAGACGCCAUCGUGCUAGCCGCGCCAUCUGAGGAGCUUGUUGUCAAAGUCGAAGAACCUGAGUCUAGCGAUUUAUCAUCCUUGGAAGAGGAGCAUGAAAUCACACCAAAGCCAGUAGCAACUGCGAAGAAGACGAGGAAUCUUACGCCAAAGAAGAGAAAGAGCGUGUUUGAAGGCUUGGCUGAUGAUGGCGGGAGAUAUAAACCCACGGAUGCGGAUUCGGACGGUGAAUCUGAGAUCAAGAAGCCAGCGCUCAAGAAGAAGAGUGCCACUGCUCGACCAAGAAAACUUCAGAAGGUUACUCAAGAAGCCGCUCCUCCUAUGCCCAGAGCUAAGCCAUCCAUUUCAACCGUCGCUGCAAGAAGAAGCAGCAUCACAAACACCACAAGCUCCAUCCCAACAGCCAGAGCAUCAUCUUCCUCACGCCUAGUCAAACCUACCGCCCGCACCUCUCGACAAUCUACAUCCCCUCCCCCAUCCUCAACCUUCACAGGCCUCGACUACGCCAAAUCAUCUACCUCCUCCAAAGCCCGCAAGAACAGCGAACAGCUCGCCUCCCCCGCUAAGAACGUGGCGUAUAUUGCUAAUCCCGCUAUGGGGAAUGAUGUACCGCCUAUGCCGAAAUUACCUAAGGCUGUGAGGUUGGCUAGUGGAGAGGUUGUUAGUACGCAGGGCUCGAGUGUGGUGGGUGAGGGUAAGAGGAAGUUGAGGAAGGAGAAGCCUGGGGUUGAGAGUGAGAGUGAGAUGGCGAAGGCGUCGUUUGAGUGGCCGGCUGAUGUCUUUUGA